This is a messenger RNA of Sphaeramia orbicularis (orbiculate cardinalfish), 570 nucleotides long. RefSeq names its product C-C motif chemokine 20-like. The transcript has 4 exons. Gene Ontology annotation, molecular function: chemokine activity. Lineage: Eukaryota; Metazoa; Chordata; Actinopteri; Kurtiformes; Apogonidae. Gene Ontology annotation, biological process: immune response. Bases 17 to 379 code for a protein of 120 amino acids. Gene Ontology annotation, cellular component: extracellular region. The record is from RefSeq and is a predicted model, not a curated record.
UGAUCUGAGGUGUCUCAUGUACAGCAUUAACUCCACCUGUGGACACACAAGACAACAGCUCCAGAGAGGGAUCAUGGUGUCAGUCAAAGCUCCAGUGAUUGUGUUCGUGUUCUUUACCAUUUGUCUGCUGGCGGCAAACACAUCUGCAGCAUAUCGACGAUGCUGUCAUAGAUACUUGUCCUUCAAGUUACCAUUUGAAGUCAUCGAGGGAUAUUCACUUCAGACUGUUACAGAAGGGUGCCCAAUAGACGCCAUCAUUUUCCACACAAAAAAGGGUAAACACCCAUGCACCAACCCUGCUUUGUCCUGGGUGAUGGACUAUGUGAAUCGUUUGAGGACUAAAGCUCAACGGGUUCACCAGAAUCCUUCGAAAGCAUAGAGACGUCAUGAUUUUGUGCUUUUUGAGGAGGAAGAGGAGACCGGCUGCAGUGAACAAACAGUUUCUAUCUCAGCUUUGUCUGUUACUCAAUAACUAAUAAUGUUUCACAGCUUAGUAAGUUUGUGAACACUUUUCUGAUGUAGUAAAAAAAAAAAAAAAAAGUGUAGUUACACAGUGAUGGUGUCUGCUCC